Brassica oleracea var. oleracea is the source of this 1556-nucleotide messenger RNA. RefSeq names its product cytochrome P450 710A1-like. The transcript has a single exon. The record is from RefSeq and is a predicted model, not a curated record. Bases 60 to 1556 code for a protein of 498 amino acids. Gene Ontology annotation, biological process: sterol metabolic process. NCBI's taxonomy places the organism in Eukaryota, Viridiplantae, Streptophyta, Magnoliopsida, Brassicales, Brassicaceae. Gene Ontology annotation, molecular function: heme binding; oxidoreductase activity, acting on paired donors, with incorporation or reduction of molecular oxygen; monooxygenase activity.
ACACAGCAUAAACUCAUUCAAGAACCGACUCUUGGAGAACAAUUAUAUCACAAACAAAGAUGAUUAUAUCUGUUUCCAUAUUAGUCUCUCUCGCACCAUACAUAGCCUCAGCAUUGCUUCUCUUCCUUUUCCUAGAGCAACUCUCUUACCAUGUCAAGAAACGUAACAUCCCUGGCCCUUUCUUUGUCCCUCCCAUCAUCGGAAGCGCCGUCUCUCUCGUCACUGACCCCACUACCUUCUGGGACAAGCAAUCCGCAACGGCCGGAACCUCCCCCGGCCUCUCCGCCAACUACCUCAUCGGAAAAUUCAUCGUAUACAUCAGAGACACAGAGCUCUCCCACCAAAUCUUCUCCAACGUCCGUCCCGAUGCUUUCCACCUCGUGGGACAUCCCUUCGGCAAGAAGCUAUUCGGUGAUCACAACCUCAUCUACAUGUUCGGUGAGGAUCAUAAAUCAGUUCGUCGCCAGCUUGCUCCCAACUUCACCCCAAAAGCACUCUCAACCUACACUACCCUCCAGCAGUUAGUUAUCCUCCGUCAUCUACGCCGGUGGGAGGAAACAUUCUCCGGCGAGUCAGGACCCGUGUCGCUGCGAAACCUAGUCCGUGAACUUAACCUAGAAACCUCUCAGACAGUUUUCGUCGGACCGUACCUUGACAAAGAAGCAAGAAACAUGUUCCGUACGGAUUACAAUAUCUUCACCCUCGGAUCCAUGGCCUUACCGAUAGACCUUCCAGGGUUCGCCUUCGGCGAAGCUCGCCGCGCGGUGACUAGGCUGGCGGAUACACUCGCCGUCUGCGCGGGAAAGUCGAAAGCGAGGAUGGCGGCGGGGGAAGAGCCGACGUGCUUGAUUGACUUCUGGAUGCAGGCCAUCGUCGAGGAGAGUCCCGCGCCGCCGCACUCCGGCGACGAAGAGAUCGGCGGCUUCCUCUUCGACUUCCUCUUCGCCGCGCAAGACGCGUCCACGUCAUCGCUUCUCUGGGCGGUUGGACUUCUUGAUUCUCAUCCGGAGGUCCUGAGAAGAGUGAGAGAGGAAGUCGCGAGGAUAUGGCAGCAUGACUCCAACGCGUUGAUAACAGUCGAUCAGCUCGCGGAGAUGAAGUACACGCGCUGCGUGGCGCGUGAGGUAGUGAGAUUCCGACCGCCAGCGACAAUGGUCCCACACGUCUCUGCUAAAGACUUUCCUCUCACUACCUCGUACACUAUCCCAAAAGGUACAAUUGUCUUUCCCUCGGUUUUCGACUCCUCGUUCCAAGGGUUUACUGAACCGGACCGGUUCGAUCCGGAUCGGUUUAGCGAGGCUAGGAAAGAAGAUCAGGCGUUUAAACGCAAUUUCCUAGCGUUUGGAUGGGGUCCGCACCAGUGUGUGGGUCAGCGUUACGCCUUGAACCAUCUCGUGCUGUUCAUCGCAAUGUUCUCGACGCUGUUGGAUUUCAAGAGGGUUCGAUCAGACGGCUGCGAUGAGAUUGUAUACUGUCCCACGAUAUCGCCUAAGGAUGGUUGCACGGUGGUUUUAUCGAGGCGUGUUGCAGCGUUUCCCGACUUGCCGUUAAAUUGA